AUGAAAGGGAAAUCUGGACAAAGAAAAGGGCUUCCAUUAACCGCAUCUGAACCAAAUAAUGAUAAAAGUUCAACCAAAAAAGCUGAAAAAAUAGAAAAAAAUAAUACACCUAGCUCUGACUCUGACCAGCCUACUCAUGGAACAAAAACCAAUGUAUCAGCCCAUAAAUCUCAUUCCAAAAAUAAUAGAUCCCAUUCUCCUCCCGCAAUAUCAAAAGUCAAAUAUAAAGAGGAAAAAGCUGAUGAAUCUCAAACUUCCAAGAAAUGCAACGAUAGAAAGUCAACAGAUGAUGCAUCAUCUUCAAUUAAUUAUUUAGAUUCGAAUUCAAAACAAAAUAAAAGUCGACGUGAAAAGCCUCUGAGAAUACAAUCUUCACCACAAAUUGGAGAAAUUUCUAAAAGUCAAAUCCAAUAUUCAAGACUUCGUAAUUUUAGUUAUGAUUUUAGUGAUUCUGAGUCUUCUGUUGCUGAAGUCAUACCACCUUCUCCCAAAAACGCUCGUAUUAGAGAAAAUAGCAGUAGUGAAUUGAUUAAACUCUCAAAGAAAAAUCAAAAAUUUGAUAUAAGUGAUUCUGAACCUCUUAAUGCAAUGCGAGAUUCACUUUGUUCACCUGAUACUAAAUCCAAAGCCAGUGAUCUCGAUACUCCAUCACCAAAACCAGAAGAAUCUAAAAAUCAAAUUUCUUUAGCGGCGGCUUCCAGAGAAAAAUAUCAAAAUCAAGACUCUAAAAAGACGAAGUUUGCUAAUAAGCCAACUCAAUCGCUAAAUUCAAAAGUCGAUAUGAGCGAUUCUGAUACAUCUGUCGCUGUUUUCAUUCCUCCAUCAAAAAUGCAACGGCCUAAUACUGUUUACCUUGAUAAAACUCCAUCUUCCAUCAAAAUUUCGAAGAAUGAGGACAGUGAUCUAGAUACUUCUGUUGCUGAGCAGAAUCCUCCAUCCAUAACUCAAAGGUCUAGGUCGCUGAUAGGAGAAAAGCCAACGAAUGCUGAUUUAAACAAGAGCGAUUUAUCUGAUUUAGAUACAUCAGUAGCAGAACAGAUUCCAGCAUCAAAGAUGCAAAGGCCGAAGACAACAGUGUUCAGUCAACCUCCAAUUCUUAGCAAAUACGGAAAAUACAACGAUAGUGACUCGGAUACUUCAGUUGCUGAACAAAUUCCUCCAUCAAAAAUGCAAAGACCGAAAACAACAACAUUUGAGAAGGCUCCUGUUUCAAUUAGCAACAAAAAAGUCAUUAUAAGUGAUUCUGAUACUUCAUUUACUGAGAAAAAGCCUCAAACGGCGCAAUCUCGUGCUCCUACAAAGAGUAAUAUUGUUGAUUCGAGCGAUUCUGACUCUGUUGCCAUUCAAAUUCCUGCAUCAAAAAUGAAAAGACCGAAAACAACAACAUUUGAGAAGGCUCCUGUUUCAAUUAGCAACAAAAAAGUCAUUAUAAGUGAUUCUGAUACUUCAUUUACUGAGAAAAAGCCUCAAACGGCGCAAUCUCGUGCUCCUGCAAAGAGUAAUAUUGUUGAUUCGAGCGAUUCUGACUCUGUUGCCAUUCAAAUUCCUGCAUCAAAAAUGAAAAGACCGCAAACAACAUAUUAUGCGAAAUCUCCAAUCAAUAUAAACAAUAAGAAUAGUUUCACAAGUGAUUCGGAUACAUCUGUUGCUGAACAAAUCCCUCCUUCUCAGAUUCAAAAGACAAACAAUAAAAAAGAAACUUCUGAAUACUCUGAUACAUCUGUGGCCGUGCAAAUACCUUCUUCAAAGAUGUCCAGACCAAAGACAUUGGUUAUUCCUCAUCCUCCAGUUAAAUUGAAAAAAGAGAAAAAUGGAAACAGCGAAUCCGACUCAGAAGAUCGAAAUCCUCCUAAGAAGACAAAGCCUGCUCCAAAUGUAGCCAACAGAAAGCAGAUUAUGUCUGUCCAAUUCCCUCAAAAUCACUCUUUUAACUGGAGUGACUCAGAUUCAUCUGUUGCAGAGGUUAUUCCUCCUGACGAACUCAGGGCAGAGAAGAUCGCUUAUUUAAAGGCUCAUCCUGAGGCUAAUUUCGAAAUUUCACCGUCAUCUCAAAUUUCUGAAUGGAGUUCAUAUGACAAGUUGAAGUCUUUGGACACCAGUGAACACGAUUCAUCUAAAAAAGAGACGCUGCACCAAAAAUUCCAAAAAGUUGACUUAGACGUGAAAAAAUCCUCUAAAAAGAUCGAAAAGAGCGAAUCAGAGCCUUCAUUACCUGCUCAAUCAUCAAUUAGACCCUCUAAAUCAGAGGUAAGUGACUCCUCUUCUGUUGCAAUCAGAAUUCUUCCAAGUCCGACUGAAUUUGAGUCAAAACCAGACACUGAGCCAUCGAAGUUAUCAAAUGGUGCUUUACCUGAUGAAACCAAAAAUUCAUCUAAUUCUUAUGUUUCAGACAAUGAUCAUUCAUAUAACUCAGCUUCCUCAUUGAUUGAGAACAAGGUGACAAAGAAGAAAUCUCAGAAAAGAAAGGAAUCAAGUAGCAAUAAUUCAUCUGAUGGUAAAGAUAAGAAGAAAGCAAAAGAAGAACCUAAAUCCACUGAACAAAAAGAAUCUUCUUCGCCAAAUUCAAAAGGAAAUCCAAAAGACUCCCCUAAAAACAAAGAAAAAGCGAAGAAAGAAGAAAGUGAUAGUGAAUACUACAGCUACUCUUACAAUUACUACAGCUAUUAUUCGUCCAGUGACACUUCGACGACAAAGGAAGAAAAAAGUAAGAAAUCUUCAAAGAAAAAGUAA
Messenger RNA from Trichomonas vaginalis G3, 2730 nucleotides. RefSeq lists its product as uncharacterized. Bases 1 to 2730 code for a protein of 909 amino acids. The record is from RefSeq and is a predicted model, not a curated record. The transcript has a single exon. Lineage: Eukaryota; Parabasalia; Trichomonadida; Trichomonadidae.